This is a messenger RNA of Candidozyma haemuli, 1407 nucleotides long. RefSeq names its product ADP-ribosylation factor GTPase-activating protein (gene GLO3). The transcript has a single exon. The record is from RefSeq and is a predicted model, not a curated record. Bases 1 to 1407 code for a protein of 468 amino acids. Gene Ontology annotation, biological process: COPI coating of Golgi vesicle. Gene Ontology annotation, molecular function: GTPase activator activity. NCBI's taxonomy places the organism in Eukaryota, Fungi, Ascomycota, Pichiomycetes, Serinales, Metschnikowiaceae.
AUGUCGGACGGAUUCGCUUCAAAAGAGGAGGCCGAUAAGAUCUUCGCCAAGUUGAGACAGCACCCUGCCAACCAGGUCUGUUUCGACUGCCCAAACAGAAACCCUACGUGGACUUCGAUCCCCUUUGGUAUCUUCUUAUGCUUAGAAUGCUCGGCUGUCCAUAGAAACUUGGGAGUCCACAUUUCGUUCGUCAAGUCGCUGAAUUUGGACCAAUGGCAGCGUAUCCAAUUGAGACACUUUAAAUUUGGCGGUAACCAGGUGGCCAAGGAGUUUUUCACCAAGAACGGUGGUGCCCAGUAUGUUAACGGCAAGGCUGACGCCAACACCAAGUACACGAGCCCGGUUGCUAAGAAAUAUAAGGAGAAGCUUAAAAAGACCGCUCAGCAAGACGCUUUGAAACAUCCAGAUGAGGUCACGCUAGAUGACUCUCUGGACUCGUUGUCUUUGGUGGAUGGCUCGCUGUCGAGUGCUGCUGCUUCCACUGAUGAUUUCUUCUCCAACUGGAGCAAGCCUAUCAACUCCACUCCUUCUCCCUUGGGACUGAGACCAUCCACUCCUUCCGGCAUCGGCUCGAACGGCGGCUCUGCUUCUGUUUCUGGCGAUGAAGGCACUGCUGCCAGGAAACCUGCUGUCAGAACUGCGGCUGCAAGAGCCAAGACUAACGCCAACGCUUUGGCUGCUAAGAAAUCUAUUCUCUCAGGCAAGGGCAACGGGCCCAGGACGUCGCGGGCGGCUGCCAGAAGAGUUAAACAGCAAGACGAAGAAAUCGACUUUGAAGAGCUUGAAAGAAAGGCCAAAGAAGAGGCCGAGGAGGCUAAGAAGUUGGGCUACAAGCCAGCUGCUGAACCAGCUGCCGAACCUUCUCCAAGAGCAGCACCCAAGCCAGUCUCAUCGUUGUCUUUGGGCAACGGAGGUGGAUUCGGAGCCACUGCACAAGAGGAAACGCCAAAGCCCGUGGAGGAGACCACUGUUCAGUUCCAGAAAUUGGGUUUCGGUAUGACACAAGGUGGUAACGACACUUCUAGCGGCAGUAAGAAACAAUACAAGGACGUGGCUUACACUGGAGAGGUGGCCAACAAGUACGGCAAGCAAAAGGGUAUUUCUUCAGAUGAAUAUUUCGGCAGAGGCCCAAGAUUUGACGAGAACGUGAAGCAAGAAGCGCAACAGAAACUCCAGGCGUUCAACGGCAGCCAGUCCAUCUCGUCUACUUCAUACUUUGGCGAGGAUGAACAAGCGAGCCAAGGACCAAGAAGAAACCAAGGAGGACUUGGAGAGUUUGAAACUGCGGCUAGAGAGUUUGCGCUGAAGUUCUCAGGCAACGCUAACCAGGACCUUGAUGUUUUGAAGGAUGCAUUAGAAGAUGGAGCCAACAAGUUGGGCGGAUACUUGAGGGAUUUCUUGCGUUGA